This is a messenger RNA of Eurytemora carolleeae, 1117 nucleotides long. Its product is annotated as N-acetylglucosamine-6-phosphate deacetylase. Gene Ontology annotation, biological process: N-acetylglucosamine catabolic process. NCBI's taxonomy places the organism in Eukaryota, Metazoa, Arthropoda, Copepoda, Calanoida, Temoridae. The transcript is spliced from 11 exons. The record is from RefSeq and is a predicted model, not a curated record. Gene Ontology annotation, molecular function: N-acetylglucosamine-6-phosphate deacetylase activity. The annotation marks the transcript as partial.
AAAUGGACCACAAAGCGUAUAGACUGCCAGGGAAGAAUAAUAACCCCUGGAUUUAUUGAUCUUCAAAUCAACGGAGCUUUCGGAGUAGAUUUCUCCUGUGAUAUCAAGGACAAGGAGAGUGCAGAUCAAUGUAUUAGGACUGUAGGAAGAGGUAUUCUAGCCCAUGGAGUCACCAGUUAUUGUCCUACAGUUGUCACUUCACCACCAGAGGUUUAUUCUACUAUUCUACCCUUCAUUCAACCUAGGAAAGGAGGAAAGGAUGGAGCAACGGUUCUGGGAGUUCACGUUGAAGGACCUUUCAUCAAUUUAGAGAAGAAAGGAGCUCAUCCAACACAAUGUAUCAGGUCCCCUACUGAAGGGUUUAAGAGUGUGAGGGAAAUGUAUGGUCCAGGUUUAAAAAAUGUUUCUAUCAUCACCCUAGCUCCGGAGCUAGAGGGUUCUAUGGACGCUAUCCAGGGUUGCGUAGAGACAGGGAUUCUAGUUUCUCUGGGUCAUACUCAAGCUACGCUCUCAGAGGGUGAAGAGGCUGUACGACGUGGUGCAGGAUUAAUCACUCAUUUGUUCAACGCUAUGCCAAGCUUUCAUCACAGAGAUCCAGGCCUGAUUGGACUACUAACAUCGACCAAAUUAAAUAAUAAUAAGAUACAGGGUAUGUUUAAUAUCUGUUUUCAGGACGGAAAAUACCAGUUUGGACAACAACAGAUUGAAGUUAGAGGAGAUGAAGCCUAUGUUGCAGGAACAAGUACUUUGACAGGUUCAGUGGCAACUAUGCACAAGAGUAUUCUCAAGUUUAGGAAAAGCUCCAGAUGCAGUUUAGUUGAAUGUCUAGAAGCUGCAUCUUUGCACCCUGCUCAGGCUCUAGGGAUAGAUAAAACCAAGGGUUCCUUGAACUAUGGAUCUGAUGCUGACCUUGUAUUCCUGGAACCAGCUGAUCUAGGGGUCAUCUCAACCUGGAUAGACGGUAGGAUGGUUUAUGAAGCGAACUGUACCUGAUGAAUACCAGAAACCAGAUGGUUUAUGAAGCGAACUAUGCCAGAUGAAUACCAGAAAUCAGAUGGUUUUUUAAACAAACUGUACAAGAUAAAUAAUAUAAACCAAUUGCAUGGUUAUAUUUAAA